AUGGCUUGCAUCAAGGGGGUGGGCAGAUCCGCCUCCGUCGCUCUGGCCCCCGACGCUCCAUACAUGGCCGCCGGAACCAUGGCCGGAGCCGUGGAUUCGUCCUUUAGCUCUUCCGCCAAUCUCGAGAUCUUCAAGCUCGACUUUCAGUCUGACGAUCGCGACUUGGUACCGGUUGGGGAAAUCCCCAGCUCCGAGCGGUUCAAUAGACUCGCAUGGGGAAGAAACGGAUCUGGAUCCGACGAAUUCUCCCUUGGUAUUAUUGCCGGCGGCCUUGUCGAUGGAAAUAUAGAUCUAUGGAACCCGCUCUCUUUGAUCGGUUCCCAGUCCAGUGAAAAUGCACUCGUUGGACAUCUUUCGAUUCAUAAAGGGCCCGUCCGUGGUCUCGAGUUUAAUGCUAUCACCCCAAAUCUACUUGCUUCUGGCGCUGAUGAUGGUGAAACUUACAUUUGGGAUCUAGCAAAUCCUUCAGUGCCUUCUCAUUUUCCAGUUUUGAAGGGUAGUGGUUCUGCUACACAAGGUGAAAUCUCCUUUCUAUCGUGGAAUAGAAAAGUUCAACAGAUAUUAGCAUCUACCUCAUACAAUGGAACUACUGUUGUAUGGGACUUGAGGAAGCAAAAACCUAUAAUUAACUUUGCAGAUUCAGUUCGACGCCGCUGCUCUGUUUUACAAUGGAACCCCGACAUUGCUACUCAGAUAAUGGUUGCAUCAGAUGACGAUGGUUCACCUACUCUGAAGCUCUGGGACAUGAGGAAUACAAUGUCACCUGUGCGCGAGUUUACUGGCCACCAAAGAGGUGUAGUUGCAAUGGAGUGGUGUCCAAGUGACAGCUCAUAUCUUCUGACUUGUGCUAAGGACAACCGAACUAUUUGCUGGGACACAAAUACAGCAGAGAUUGUGGCUGAGUUACCUGCUGGCAACAAUUGGAAUUUUGAUGUUCAUUGGUACCCAAAGAUACCUGGCGUUAUAUCAGCAUCUUCAUUUGAUGGGAAAAUUGGCAUCUACAACAUUGAGGGUUGCAGUCACUAUGGGGCGGAAGAGAAUAAUUUUGGUACUGCUCCGCUAAGAGCCCCAAAAUGGUAUAAGCGCCCAGUUGGUGCAUCUUUUGGAUUUGGAGGAAAGCUUGUAUCCUUUCACGCAAAGGCUCCUCUGAAGGGUGCUUCGAGCAUUCCAUCUGAGGUUAUUUUGCACAGCUUGGUAACAGAACAGAGUUUGGUGAGUCGAACUUCUGAAUUCGAAGCUGCUAUAGAAAAUGGAGAUCAAGAUUCUCUAAGGGGUUUGUGUGAGAAAAAAUCUGAAGAGACUGAAUCUGAAGAGGAGAAGGAGACAUGGGGAUUGCUGAAAAUCAUGUUUGAAGAGGAAGGAACUUCAAGGACAAAGUUGAUCAGCCAUCUUGGCUUUAGUUUGCCUUCUCAGGAAAAGGAUCAGACCUCGUCCGAUCUGAAUGGCAUUGGAUUAGAAGAUACUGCAGCGCAUGCACCAGAGCCUGAGGAUACUAACGAGGCAGCUGCAUUUGCUAUGGACAACGGAGAAGACUUCUUUAACAAUUUUCCUGCUAAACCGGAUACACCUGUAUCUACAUCUGCCAAAGAAUUUAUGCCUCCUGACACAGAUUUUGCUGCCAAAGUAGAAGAAACUCAGGAAAUGCCAGAAGACGAGGAAGAAAGUUCUGAAACAGUAUUUGAUGAUGCCAUCCAGCGUGCUUUGGUUGUUGGAGAUUACAAGGAAGCGGUGGAUCAGUGUAUAUCUGCAAAUAAGAUGGCUGAUGCUUUAGUUAUUGCUCAUGUUGGUGGUACAGCAUUGUGGGAAAGUACUCGUGAAAAAUAUUUGAAGACGAGCAGUGCACCUUACAUGAAGGUUGUUUCUGCAAUGGUGAACAACGAUCUCACGAGCCUUGUCUAUACGAGGUCACUCAAGUUCUGGAAAGAAACACUUGCUCUCCUCUGUACUUUUGCACAAGGAGAACAAUGGACCAGCCUGUGCGAUGUCCUUGCUUCAAAGUUGAUGGCUGCUGGUAACACUUUGGCGGCAGUUCUGUGCUACAUUUGCGCAGGCAAUGUUGACAGUACAGUAGAAAUUUGGUCGAGGAGCCUUGCGAAUGAGCGUGAUGGAAGAUCUUAUGCUGAGCUUCUUCAAGACCUUAUGGAGAAGACUCUUGUCCUUGCUUUGGCAACUGGCAACAAAAGGUUCAGCGCAUCUCUGUGUAAACUCUUUGAGAGUUAUGCUGAGAUUUUGGCCAGCCAAGGGCUUCUUACAACAGCAAUGAAAUACUUGAAAGUUCUGGAUUCUGGCGGCUUGUCACCUGAACUUUCUAUAUUACGUGAUCGUAUUUCUCUGUCUGCAGAACCUGAGACUAACACCGUGGCUUCAGGCAACACUCAGCCUCAAAGCACCAUGCAGUAUAAUCAGGAGCCAACUCAGGCGCAACCAAACUUUGCUGUUAACCCAUAUGAUAAUCAGUAUCAACAACCAUACACUGAUCCUUAUGCUGCAGUACCAUCAAUGCAGCAACAAACAAUGUUUAUGCCUCACCAAACUCAGCCAGCUGUGCAGCAAUCAUUUACUCCAGCUCCUGUAAGCAAUGCACAACCAUCCGUGAGAACUACUUUUGUUCCUUCAACUCCCCCUGCACUGAAGAACGCAGACCAAUACCAGCAGCCAAGCAGUACUUCUCAUUCAUUCAAUGGACAAUUUAACAAUGCAUACCCCGUUCCCCCCGGUCCUAGUCAAUAUGUACCUUCUGGGUCUGGGCAAUAUCCUAACCCCAAGAUGCCCCAAGUCGUUGCUCCAGCAGUUGGACCCACAGUAUUUACGCCCAUGGCAAAUCAAGUAGUUGCCACAAGAUCUGUGCAACCAGCAAGUCCUCCAACACAGCAGGCAGCCGCUGCACCUGCAGCUCCGCCACCAACUGUUCAGACUGCGAAUACUUCCAACGUUCCAGCCCACCAGAAACAUGUGAUAGCAACGUUGACAAGGCUUUUCAAUGAGACAUCGGAAGCACUGGGAGGCGCACGUGCAAAUCCUGCCAAGAAGCGUGAGAUAGAGGACAACUCAAGAAAAUUAGGUGCUCUGUUUGUGAAACUCAAUAGCGGAGACAUAUCCAAGAAUGCUGCGGACAAACUCGCACAGCUCUGUCAAGCUCUGGACAACCAUGACUUCAGCGCAGCCCUUCAGAUACAGGUACUUUUGACGACCAGCGAAUGGGACGAAUGCAACUUCUGGCUGGCUACACUAAAGCGGAUGAUCAAGGCCAGGCAGAAUGUGCGGUGA
This is a messenger RNA of Microthlaspi erraticum, 3267 nucleotides long. The record is from the annotation of a GenBank genome assembly. Lineage: Eukaryota; Viridiplantae; Streptophyta; Magnoliopsida; Brassicales; Brassicaceae.